Molecule: messenger RNA, 1899 nt
Organism: Uranotaenia lowii
Lineage: Eukaryota; Metazoa; Arthropoda; Insecta; Diptera; Culicidae
Exons: 1
Coding region: 1-1899 (632 amino acids)
Source: RefSeq, a predicted model, not a curated record
AUGGCUAGAAACUUACAAUCGCAGCUAAAAACUCUGCAAAAACGUGAACGACAAAUAGUGCUUAUGCUGGACAGUGUCGAUCGUUUUUUGCAACACUAUAAUUCGGAACAUGAUGAGUGUCAAUUAACUUCUAGGAUUCAAGCUUUGGAUCCAGUGUACAGUGAGUUUUACGAAGUGCGUGGAAAAAUAGAGAUUGCUUUGGAAGAGGCCGAUGAAAAGCUGGACAAGGAUUUGGAAGAGGACACUAAAAAGGAAGCAGAAAAGCAACGACAGGAUGAGAACGAGAGGAUUUUUCUGGAGUUUGAGGAUCGAUUUUUCGAGCUGAAAGGAAUGCUCAUGAAACUUCAAUCAUCGAAAUCAUCUCAGCCAAGCGACGAGUCGAGAUUCAGCCAAGAUCGGUCCGCCCCAUUCUCUCGUGUCAAGCUUCCAGAGAUUCGACUUCCAACCUUCAACGGGAAGAUCAAGGAAUGGGUGACGUUCAGAGAUAGCUUUCGGAGUCUCAUUCACUGCAAUCCUCAGCUAGGAUCUACGGAGAAGUUCACGUAUCUCAGGUCUGCCGUCACAGGUGAUGCGUUGAAGGAUAUCGCAUCCAUUGAACUCACCGAUGCCAACUAUGAUGUCGCUUGGGAUAUUUUGGAGGAGCGUUACGAGAAUCGUAAGCUCAUUGUGAAGGCUUACCUGGACGCAUUAUUCGCUUUAGAACCUCUGAAGAAAGAAGGCUACGACGGGCUGAAUAAUCUGAUCACCGAGUUCGAGAAGAAUCUUCAGAUGUUGCAGAAGGUCGAUGAAGAAACCGAAGGCUGGAGUACAAUCCUGGGUUACAUGCUGAGCGCCCGUCUUGAUCCUGUUACUCUUCGAAAUUGGGAAACACACCAUAACAGCAAGGAAGUUCCCAGGUACGAAGACCUCAAGAAGUUUUUACGCAACUAUUGCAGUGUUCUCCAAUCUGUAGCGCCAUCGAAAGGGUCAAGUUCAACAGACAACAAGCAAUCCAGGAGUUCAGUAUGUAAUACCGCAUACAAGUCGUCGAAUCGGUGUCCAUUCUGCAACGAUCCGUGGCAUUCACCCUUCCACUGCCAGAAGUUCAUGCGUCUCAAAUUGUCUGAGCGUUUGGAUGCGGUUAAUCGAGCCAGAGUCUGCCGUAACUGUUUCCAGAGUGGUCAUUUCGCAGCGAAUUGCAGCCGAAGUACCUGUCGUCAUUGUCACCAGAAGCAUCAUUCGUUAAUCCACGCGUCGCGAUCCUCCGUUCCACACCCGUUGAAUCCGAAGCCUUAUCAACAGUCAACCUCACAACCCAUCGUUCAACAAGCAUCGUUCCAACAGCCGAAUCCACAACUCCAACCAACAAACACCGAGAACUUGCACACCUCAACACAAAAUGCACCAACAACCUCACAACACACAAACACACAACAAACCUCAACACAUAGUAACACCAGUCAAAAUUAUGUCGCACUUCCUGCUUCUCCUUCGAAUAACAUUAUUCUGUCAACGGCUCUAAUAAGAGUGAAAGAUCGUCAUGGCAACACGCUGGUUGCUCGAGCUCUUCUUGAUUCUUGUUCGCAACACUGCCUCAUGACACGUGACUUCUCUCGCAAGCUGCGCUUCGUUGAAUCUCCCACGUUCCUGUCGGUCCAAGGUAUUGGAUCAUCGCAAAGUGUUUCAACAAAGGCUGUGAGCGCUGAAAUAACUCCCCGUUCGCCGAAGAUGUCCCGUUUCCAGGAAACUGUGCAAUUUUUCGUUUUGCCAAAGCUCACUCUUCAUUUGCCAACAACUUCGUUUGAUCCAUCCACUUUGUCGCUUCCUGAUGCAUCGCUCCUGGCAGAUCCGUAUUUCCAUGAGUCGAGGCGCAUAGACGUAAUAAUUGGCGCUGAAUAUUACAUGGACAGUAUAUUGUAA